AUGGGUCGCAUGCACAAUCCCGGAAAGGGUAUUUCCAAGUCUGCUUUGCCAUACCGUCGCUCCGUUCCUUCAUGGUUGAAACUCAGCAGCGAUGACGUGCAAGAGCACAUUGUUAGACUCGCUAGAAAGGGUAUUCGUCCAUCUCAAAUUGGUGUUAUCCUCAGGGAUUCUUACGGAGUUGCCCAAGUUCGCCGUGUCUCUGGAAACAAGGUUUUCAGAAUUCUGAAGGCUAAGGGUAUGGCCCCAGAAAUUCCAGAGGAUCUUUACCAUCUUAUCAAGAAGGCUGUUUCUAUUAGAAAGCAUCUUGAGCGUUGCCGCAAGGAUAUUGAUUCCAAGUACAGACUUAUUCUUGUCGAGUCUCGUAUCCAUCGUCUUGCUCGUUACUACAAGAGAUCUAAGAAGCUUCCUGCUACCUGGAAGUACGAGUCUGCCACUGCUGCUUCCUUCAUCUCAUAA
Messenger RNA from Auanema sp. JU1783, 456 nucleotides. Lineage: Eukaryota; Metazoa; Nematoda; Chromadorea; Rhabditida; Rhabditidae. The record is from the annotation of a GenBank genome assembly.